Knipowitschia caucasica is the source of this 1533-nucleotide messenger RNA. Lineage: Eukaryota; Metazoa; Chordata; Actinopteri; Gobiiformes; Gobiidae. The record is from the annotation of a GenBank genome assembly.
AUGACUGCAAAAAACCGAAACAAGAACAGCGCCGCUGAGAAGAGCCCUGUGCCAAGCCAAGAAGAUGUGCCAAAGAAGAACCAAAAAACUUCCAGCAACGGGACCACCAGCCUCCCGAGUCAGGGGCAAGGCUCGGGGAACUGCCUCGGGUUCUUUGCAUCCGCUGUGUUUUAUGUCACUUUAUUAGGCGCCGCAGGGUUUGCAGCUUUUUAUUUUCAACAAAUAGUGGAGGAAAUUCGCCAGACAAGCGCCGUACGUGAGGAAAGCGCACUACAAAACGCAGAGCUCAUCAGUAAAAUGCAGACUCUUGUUCAACAGGUGGAGAAUAUACAGAGAGUGGUAGAUGGACUGGAGUCGUCACUGGGCAUCACUCGGGGGGAGAUGGAGGGGGCCAUCAGCCGAAUGAAGAGGGGGGAGGUGGAGACCAGGAAAAUGGAGGAAGCUCUUCACAAGCUCCAGAAAGAUCUCCUUAGGGACCUGUCGCAGGGCAUGGCUGAGGUGAAAGAGGAGAACAAAAGGGACUUCUCCUCUCUUGAGCAGGCAGUGGAGGAGCGACUGACAGAGGCAAGUCAGUCCCUUGAAGCUAGUUUCAGAGAGUUCACAGAGGCUCAGGAAGACACCAAGACACAACUUUCCCAACUUAAGAUUCAGAUGGAGGGAAUAGAAGAUCCUGCACUGGUUAAACAAGAACUUUCUGAAAUUGUGGACACUGUAGUUGAAAUAAGAACGGCAAAGCAGGAAGCUGAUGCGUCUGUGGACUCCCUCAGACAGCAGAUCAUUUCAGUAAGGGAAGAGCUGCAGACACGCAACCAGGAAGUAGCUUCGUUGUCCAAAGAAUUUGAGUCAGUGAGGACAUCAGUGCAGGAGAAUAUGGGCCGCCUGAGGCAGUCCCUCUCUGAUGCUGAGGUCAGUGUCCAGGCAGUGAAGGACAACAGUGUGACCAUAGAAACCCAGGUGGGGCAGACAGCACAGGCAGUUCGCGAUGUGGAGAGCAAACUGGUUGAAGCUGCUGCACAAACCUUAAAGAAAUCUGAUGAACUUGAAUCUAGGGUGAAAUCCUCAGAGGAAAGCAGUGAUUCUCUGUCCUCUUCUCUUUCUGAUCUCACCUCCAAAGUGGAGUCUCUCCUGUCCAAGUGUGACACGUAUGACAGCACAAUGGCAGCACAGGGUCAGACAGUGGAGCAGGCCAAAGCCAUUAUGCAGCAAGAAUUAGAGGCAAUUAAAAGUGCUCUAAGUGAACUGCAGUCUAGUGUGACUGAUGUUAGCAAUCAGGUCCUUCUGUUUUCUCAAGACUCCAGCCUCAGUGUUCAGGUGGAGGAUCUUGGCAGAAGGUUGGAGGAUGUGGAGAGAAGCAGUGCUGGUAGCGUGAGGCCUGAGCAGCUGGAGAGCCUUGAGAGCUUGGUCAGCAAUCUGGAGGGCAAAGCUGCCAAACUAGAGGGUCAUGAAAAUGCCAUUUCUGCUCUUCAGGAAACUCUACAGAAGACCACACAAACACUGGCCGGUCUAUCCAAAGCUCCAAAGGCCUCAAAGUAG